This is a messenger RNA of Ceutorhynchus assimilis (cabbage seed weevil), 4524 nucleotides long. NCBI's taxonomy places the organism in Eukaryota, Metazoa, Arthropoda, Insecta, Coleoptera, Curculionidae. The record is from the annotation of a GenBank genome assembly.
UGGGAGUCGAAAUUUCAAUCGGCUCGAAACCAGAAAGCUCAUCUUCAGCAACGGGGCCCGAGCGAGUGCUUUGCUCACAUCAGUCCGAUUACGGCUUUCGUCCUUAAAGCUUCGCGCUACACCAGCAACGAAAAGCUCGUAGUAGGUUUAUUACGUAGAUAACCACUGUAACCGGCAGCAGGAUUUGUUGUUAUUUGAUUGUGUCGUCGUGGUAACUCACCUCUGCUAAAUACUUAAAAUCAAUAGUUUAAAUACCACAAUUGAUAUUUUUGUUUUUUUUUUUGGAACUGUGAUUUUUUCAAAAAGUGAUGAUAGUUGGCAAGUUCUAGAGACAAUAUUCAAAAAUGGAUUUGAAAAACUUUUUGUUAGUUUUGGGACUUUUGAGUCUGACGCAAAGUUUGGAGUUGCGGAAUGGAGCUUAUGAAGAGUUGGUCAUCAAAAUUGCCGACAACGUACCGGAAACAGAUUGCAGGAAUAUUUUGGAAAAUUUAGCGGGAACCCUAACAAGUGCAUCGCAAUACCUUUUUUCCGCCCUCGACAGUCGUGCAUAUUUACGUUCAGCAACUGUGCUACUUCCUUCGUCGUGGCCCGAUUCUUGCGCUUCUUCGGCCGUUUUAGAAGCUUCCGGUGAAGAAUCAGAUAUAACAGUUUUACCAUCCGAUCCAGUCCGUGGCAACCUCUACACUCAACAAUCUUUAGGCUGCGGCCAACCCGGUGACCAAAUUUACCUCAGCUACGAAACCCUACAACGCCCAAGUUUAAUUCUACCUCGCUCCUUAAUCAAAGAAUUCGCCAUGUACCGAUACGGUGUGUUCGAAGAGCAAGGUUACUUCAACGACCCUGUAUAUCCGAUGUGCUUCUACGACGACGUCCACAGAAAAACCAAAGUAACUGGGUGUUCCGAUUUGCAUAUAACCGACAAUGGCGUUUGUUCUUCGGAUUAUUCAUUCGCCUACAACGUCACCGAAAUGGUUGACCCAGAUGCGAGAUCUUCGAUAAUGUUCGCCGCCGAAGCUCCGUCAGUUUCGAUGUUUUGCGACGACGGAAAUCACGACCGAUUUGCACCCACCAAACAUAAUUUGAUUUGUCAACGUAGAAGUGUUUUGGAUGUCAUACUGAAACAUGAUGAUUUCUCAGGCAAAAAUGAUCAAAAUGGCUUUAGCAACAAUCAAAUAGCUGACACAGCUCCUUUGAUUGUUUACAAAAAACAAAACCUAACCAGAUACGUGUUUGUAAUUGAAAACAACAAAGACAUGUUACAACGUGAAUCGUGGAGCUAUUUACGAUUGGCUAUGAGAUUUUGGGCCAAUUACGUAGUACCAGAUAAUUCUGAGUUAGGUCUAGUACUGUCAACAGCCAACCCAGUAAAAUCUUUUAAAAUCUUGAGCGUAAAAAACGGAAACAUUGACAGAUUUGGUACUUCAAACAGAGACAAAUUCUAUUCGGCUCUACCUUAUACCCCAAGCGAUUCUACACAACCAGGCUGUCUUCAUUGUUCACUCAAAGUGGCCAUGGAUAUGCUCAAUGAAAGAACCAGAACCAAUGGGCCAGCGAGCAGUGUCAUAGUUGUCAUAGCUCCAGGCAUGACCCUCACAGACCAAAUCAAAAAUAUUGCUGACGAUUUGAUGAGAAAUAAAAUACGUGUAGCUACAAUUAACUAUCCCGACAUUGUUAGGCCAAAUACUUUAAGAUAUUUGGCUGAAAUUACCAAUGGAGUUGAUUAUACUGUUUUUGAAAAAAAAUUAAAUGUUGAUACUACCAUGUUGACCACCUAUUUUGAUUUACACAAUAUUUUAUAUAAUAUUGUUCAAGGAUUUUAUUCAGGAAGUCAAUCGGAUUUGGCAAUGGAGGUUCACCGUAGAGAAAUCACUGACAAAACUGGCAGACCCCUGGUAAGCGGCACCUUCAUAAUGGACGCAAGCAUGACUGAGCCAGCCCAAUUCAACUUUUUCACCUACAACAACUAUUCCCCACUAUUCAAAGGCUUAAAGCUGACCAGCCCCAGCAACCACGUCUAUGACUCAAGAACUGACAAAUUCAUCGACUUUAAAAUGAUCACUCUCAAUGCAAAUCUUUCUGAAAGCGGCACUUGGACUUAUAAUGUAGAACCUUACCCUGGAAACCCACAGCCUCACUUUCUACAAGUGAUGGCCACUCCUAGCUCACCCUACAUUCCCGUUGUAAGAACAAACUUCAGAAUUCAUAAACUCAAUUCCGCCUUGUAUGUUUUAUUGGCUGAAGCUAAAUACGGUGACGUGCCAAUAUUAGGUGCCAAAGUUGAAGUCACUGUAACUAAAGUGGGAGUUAAUGAUACCACUCCUCAGAAGACUAUAAUGUAUUUGUUGGAUUCAGGAUCUGGUGAUCCAGAUAUUACUAAAGGGGAUGGAGUUUAUACGAGAUAUUUUAGUCCUGAAGAUGUAGGGCUUUAUACGUUUGAAACGGUGAUUACCAACAAUGAUAAUACAGCUUAUACAUGGAGUUCUUCAAAAAUUGAUGAAGGCAAACCUUGCUGUGGCAGCGCAAUCAAAAGCAACGGCGCCCAACAAAUCUCACCGUUCCAACGAGUUCUAGCCAAGCAAACUCUAAUGAUUACCUCCGAAGAUCUCAAAGAACAAUCCGAACUUGGUCCCUUGCAAGUUGGAAGAAUCGGCGAUUUACGCGUGGAAGUUUACCCGGAAGACAUGAAAGCAAAACUGACUUGGACCGCACCUGAUAUGGGCGGCAACAGAGUAUCCAGAUACGAAAUCAAAUAUGCAAGCACUGUUUUGGAAAUUUUGGAUAGAUUCGAAACUGCUGCUGUUGUAUGGGAUGUUGGUAGCAACGGGCCUUAUCCCAUGGAUCCUGGAUCUGAAACCUCUUACAUCUUAGACAUGUCUCAAAACAAAGACCUUUUAGACAAGCCAUGGUAUUUUGCAAUUAAAUCUUACGCGGAUUUAUCUGGGCCUGUUUCGAAUUUUGCUAGAGUUUUGGUAUCGUCACCACCUCCGCCUCCAACAGUUGCCCCAACCUUAUCACCAAACGAACAAUCCAUUUGGCCAAAUCACGUAAAUCCUGUUGGAGUUGAUCAAGUAGGCCCAAGUAUUGCUAAAAGCAUGUCAAUUGGACUUGAACUAAUUCUUCCAGUUGUAAUUGGAAUAAUUCUCUUAAUCGUCCUACUAAUAGUCUAUUGCUACUUUUGUGUCGUAAGAAAAAAGGGCGAAAGCAACCAUAAAUCAAACGCCAUUAAAAAAGAUAAUUUGAAUUCGACAAUUACAAUUGUGCCUAGCAGCCCUCAGCACAAUUCAUCACCUCAACACAAUACAUAUCAAAGUGCUGAAAUGCCAGAUCCCCAUCAAGUUGGUGUGCCAGUCAAUAACUACGCUUACGAAGAUGAAACGAAAAAGCGCUAUUCUUUAGUCAAUCAACAAGAGCAACAAUUAAUCGAAGAACUAAAACAACAACAACAAAUGCAACAACAACGAGACAAUUUACCUCCAGCUUAUUCAGGCUUAAGCGUAAUUUCCAAUAACACAAUUACAAGAAAUGGCCAACCAUUGAGUCCCUACAACUCCUGGAGUGCCUCGCAACUAUUGCACGAACACGAACGCAGAUACAGUCCAAUGGAAAAUAUGAUGAACGAAGAAGGCUUGAUGACUCACCAAGAAGUUUUAGCUCAAAUGGAUCACAUGUCUUUGAACAAUCAAAACAUGGACGGGCACCAAAUAGUUGAACAGUAUCCUCCUCCGGUACCACCCUUGCCAGCUUUUAACAAUGGAGGGUACCCGGUAAAUUACAGUAUUUACGGAGUCCAUCAGGGAGCUCAACCGAAUCAAAUUUACCAGAGCAUGCCUAGAGACCAAAGUGUACAAUUCAACCAAAGUCUUCAAGGCUCGAUGACUUCUGUCAAUAGUGGCGAGAAGAAACGAAGAAACGUCACAAUGGUAUAACAAUACGUUGUUUAUAAGAGUGUCAGCAUGAAAGAAAAUGAGACUUGUACUAGUUUUUUGUGAAUGCGUGUAUAUUAUGUAUCAAUUUUUGCUAUACUUAAUGUAAAUAUUUACUACUAGUCAAUAAAAAUUUUGAAUUGAUGCUUUGUGUAUCUAGGUUGUAGAGACUAAUGCUGAUGAGGAGUUAUGAGCACAUCAAAUGUAAAUACCCAAGUACUUAUAGUUGAUAUAGCAAUAAUUAUAAUGAGCUUAUGGCAUUAUUAAGUUUAUUUUGUAUAAACUAAUUGUAAUUGAAGCCAGUACUUAAAGUAUUAUUAAUAUAUUUUUUUUUUUUUGGUGAAAUUUGUCCAAAAAAAAAAAAUGCCUUCUUGAUUGUUUUAUUUUAUUGUAUAUUGUUAUAAGACUGAUCUCACUUUGCUAAUAUUUGUUUGUUUUUUUUUUUUUUUAAUUUUGUUUAGUGGGGUUGAAUUUUAUAUUUUAUUGUAAAUAUUAUAUAUUAUGUACUUUUAUAUUAUUAUUGUUUAAAGUCCGCCUUGUACAAAUUAUGUUUUUUUGUAGAUUUUUAACUUUGAUGCCAGUAAAUGUUUGUCAUAAUUUA